Messenger RNA from Aspergillus ibericus CBS 121593, 552 nucleotides. RefSeq names its product glucosamine 6-phosphate N-acetyltransferase (gene gup1). The record is from RefSeq and is a predicted model, not a curated record. Gene Ontology annotation, molecular function: glucosamine 6-phosphate N-acetyltransferase activity; monosaccharide binding. The transcript is spliced from 2 exons. NCBI's taxonomy places the organism in Eukaryota, Fungi, Ascomycota, Eurotiomycetes, Eurotiales, Aspergillaceae. Bases 1 to 552 code for a protein of 183 amino acids. Gene Ontology annotation, cellular component: endoplasmic reticulum-Golgi intermediate compartment; Golgi apparatus; endoplasmic reticulum. Gene Ontology annotation, biological process: UDP-N-acetylglucosamine biosynthetic process.
AUGACCAACACCGCAACCGUCCCCCCCACCCCCGUCAAGGCCGUCUCCUCCCCCGACGACGCCCCUCUCUUCCCCGCCUCCCUCAUCUCCCCCGAAGUCGCCGCCGUCCUGCCCGAAAACUACACGAUCCGCCCCGUCCGCCGCUCCGACUACCAGCGCGGCUACCUUGAUGUCCUGCGUGUCCUGACCACUGUCGGCGACAUCACCGAGGAGCAAUGGAACCAGCGCUAUGACUGGAUCUCGUCCCGCAACGACGAGUACUACCUCCUUGUUGUCUGCGACGGCGAGGACCGCAUCGUGGGCACUGGUAGUCUGAUCGUUGAGCGCAAGUUCAUUCACUCUCUUGGCAUGGUCGGUCAUAUUGAGGAUAUUGCGGUCGAGAAGAACCAGCAGGGAAAGAAGCUGGGGUUGAGGAUUAUUCAGGCGCUGGAUUUCGUGGCUGCCAAGGUUGGAUGUUAUAAGAGUAUCCUCGAUUGUUCCGAGACCAACGAGGGCUUCUACCUGAAGUGUGGGUUCAAGCGUGCUGGAUUGGAGAUGGCGCACUACUACUAG